This is a messenger RNA of Aspergillus pseudonomiae, 3285 nucleotides long. RefSeq names its product putative serine/threonine protein kinase (Kin4). The transcript has 3 exons. Bases 1 to 3285 code for a protein of 1094 amino acids. The record is from RefSeq and is a predicted model, not a curated record. NCBI's taxonomy places the organism in Eukaryota, Fungi, Ascomycota, Eurotiomycetes, Eurotiales, Aspergillaceae. Gene Ontology annotation, molecular function: tau-protein kinase activity; ATP binding; protein serine/threonine kinase activity. Gene Ontology annotation, biological process: intracellular signal transduction; microtubule cytoskeleton organization; protein phosphorylation. Gene Ontology annotation, cellular component: cytoplasm.
AUGAACAGUGCGCUAAGUUAUCAGCAGCUAUUCUCUGUCCUGGCCCCGACAGGUUUCUCGGCUAUGAACGACCUCCAAUCGCAGUCCUUGCCACACACCGCUCAUGCAUCCCCAGCCCUGACCUCGGCGGCGCCUGCGCCCACCCAGAACAACCACCGAUCCCCAAUAUACCCGGACCUUCUCGGUGCACCGCCCGUUCCACCACCGAGGACGUCUUCAACGCAGCGGAGUCACGGCUCAAGCGAGAGAGUCCCAGGAUCGCGCCAAGGGAAGAGCAAAGGCGACGAGCGGAGCGCAAACCACCGCGAAAGGAGAAGAGAGGACUCACGGUCCCGGCGACCAGCCCCGAGAACGUCCGAAGACCAGUCCGGAGGGGUGGGAGGGGUGAACAGUCGAAGCCAGGCAGCUUCGUCUUCUGCGCCCAUGCGCUCGGAAAACCCCACGGAGGCAUUGCCGGGCCAAGGGGCCUUGGUCAAGGAAUCGAGCACAUCGAUCAAUCAAGUCAUGGUAAGCGACCCGUCGGUGGACGUCGAGCGAGAACAGGUCCGACAAUCUGGUACAUCGGUAUCACCGUCGACUGAUGGUACUCCAACCCCUGGGCUGGGCUUGGUGGGUAGUGACGGCGUAGAUGAUGGAGGUCGCGGCGGGCUGCGGAGUCGGCAUGAUUACAACGAGAAUUCAAAUAAGCGGAAAGAGACAACAUUCGGUCAGUACAUUUUAGGACAAACACUGGGAGAGGGUGAGUUCGGGAAAGUGAAGCUGGGGUGGAAGAGGGAUGGCAGUAUCCAAGUGGCUAUCAAGCUAAUACGGAGGGAGUCUCUCGGAUCGAACCCCAGCCGGCUGCCCAAGAUUUACCGGGAAAUUUCGAUAUUACGCGACCUUUCCCAUCCCAACAUUGUCCGAUUACACGAGAUGGUGGAGACUGAUAAGCACAUCGGUAUCAUCAUGGAAUAUGCGUCUGGGGGCGAACUUUUCGAUCAUAUCUUGAAUAACCGGUAUCUCAAAGACAAUGCAGCUCGGCGUCUCUUUGCGCAGUUGGUAUCUGGAGUUGGUUACCUCCACAAAAAGGGCAUUGUCCAUCGAGACUUAAAGUUGGAAAACUUACUGCUGGAUCGAAAUCGUAACAUCAUCAUCACAGACUUUGGCUUCGCGAACACCUUCGAUCCGAUAGAUGAGCUAGGCGAGGAGAUCGAAUAUAAUCUUACGAACAAGGAGUUUGUAAAGAGGAUGCGCCUUGACAAGCCUAAUGCCAAGGGCUUAAGGCGUGGUGAUUUGAUGCAAACCAGCUGUGGGAGUCCCUGUUACGCUGCACCAGAGCUUGUUGUUAGCGAUUCGCUGUAUACCGGACGUAAAGUGGACGUUUGGAGCUGCGGUGUCAUCUUGUAUGCAAUGCUUGCUGGUUAUCUACCAUUCGAUGAUGACCCCGCCAAUCCGGACGGUGAUAACAUCAACCUCCUCUAUAAGUAUAUCGUCACGACUCCUCUCACGUUCCCCGAGUAUGUGACUCCACAUGCCCGUGAUCUCUUGAGACGGAUAUUGGUCCCGGAUCCGCGGAAGCGAGCAGAUCUGUUCGAGGUUGCACGGCAUAGUUGGCUUAACGAGUACUCGCACAUUGUAUCACACAUAACUAGCAGUACAACCAAGGUCGCUGAUAUUGCUACUACAACCGUUUCUCAUGCAGAACAACCUAAAGAGGCCCCAUCCCUCGGACGCAGUGCGUCGGUUAGGGAGCCUCCUAAAACCUAUCAAAACACAGUCCCCUCUCUGGGCGGCCUUGUUCACCACGCUGGCGAUAUUUCACAGGAACAACCUGCCGAGAGCUCCAAGACUACCCGGGACACGAAACGGAGAACCGUUCAGGUCGAAUAUGUUGCUCCUUCGUCUCAGACUACGAGAGGGGAUGGCAUGGGAUCAACCACGGCAGGGCCAUCGAGUGUUGCUGAAACCGCUGAGCAUGCGCCCACUGGAGCAAGGUCAAUUAGCCGAGAUGCUGAGAUUGUCUCACCUACCAGUGGCGUACAGCAAGGCGCGCCUAUGGCGCCAAGCGCACAGGUCGGAGAUUCCAAGGCACAGCGCCCACCAUCUGGGCAUUUGCCUCUCUCAACUUCGGACUCGACAGCACUUACGGGAGCCGGGACAAUGCCCCAACCACAAUCUAUGCGGCCUACUACGGGUGCGUCCAUGUCUUCAUUCAAUACCGGUCGUUUACCGUCGCGAGGAUCCUACGGACAGCCCGUGGCUCCCACUGUGGCGGCAACCAAUGCGCAUGGUCGGCUGGCACAACCGAAGAGCAAGCAAUAUGUUAUCUCGAACCCCAUCCCUCAGGAUCCUUCACAACAGGCUGCGGUGUCGAUCGGCCGUCCGAGCACCCAGGCUCUUCCUGCAAAAUUCAAUACAACCCCCCGACAAGAGCCCCCGAAAGGUCACAAGAGAUCGAAUACUGUCUCGGGAAUUGGCGAGAAAUUGUUUGGGCGGUCUGGGUCCAUUUUUGGAGGACGUGGUGGACAGGCAAAUGCUCGUCAAAAAAGUGGCAAACGUUAUCCUCCUACAAGUAUGAGAGACCCUUAUGGUGGCGAUAUGCCCCGGAUGUCUAUGGAUUCACGGCGAUCCAUGCAAUAUGGAUCAAACCGGAAGACGAGCGAAACAGGUGGCGAGAGUCGGCCUCGUAGAUUCUCCCUCUUGCCGGCGUCAUUCUCCCUCAAGGGUCUUUCUUCGAGUAGAUCUCAAACCCCUGAUGAAGAGUCGCAAGCUGAUCGCUCCACGGAUAAUCGGGCUCCGCAAAAACCAUCAACCGGGGAACUACGACCCCGUGCACGUGCGACCAGCCACGGAACACAAGAUGCAAUAGGAGUCAUGCCAGAAGGGGCACCGGCAGAUGAGGUCUUCGUCCAAGAUGAGCCCAUCAACUACCAGGCCCGUAUUGAUGAGCAGUUUGCGGUGCUGCAUGGGACCCAAUCUGCAACGUAUCAACCAGCGUCCUACUCGGCUGAGCAGGUGUACCAGAACGACAAUGAUCACUAUUAUCGGAACCAAUACGCCAAUCACUCGACACCGAACUACUACGAAGAAUACAAUGGCCCAUAUGACAGCGUGCCUCGGCAAUCUACGUCGGUUGCCCGACCAACAAGAGGGGCCAGUGUCCUACAAAAAAAUCAUCGGAAAUUUGCCGAUGCCUAUGAGUAUGAGCGCGAUUCAACACACCACUCUGGCAGCUCUGGUGCGGCCAGGAAAGUGAUGGAUUUCUUCCGUCGACGAGCGAAGUCGAGGGCUGGCGAUGACCGCUAG